CUGUCCGCCCAGCUUGGCGGAGUUUGCAGCGUAGUGCUGUCGAGCUGGUCGUCGGUCUUAUAUAACUUUAAUGCAUCCAGCUUUCAUGGCGCAUUGGAGACACUAUUAGACUGAGUGUUCCGUCGACAGUUUUUUUUUAUUCAUAAUAGCAUGUAAAUGAGCACUUUUGUGUGUGUGUUUGUCCGCGCGCGUGUUUCCUUUAAUGAUUUAAACCUCUGAGUGAAAGUGGAGCAGGCGAGACAAGGAGGCUUCGACUCGGAUCUGCUUCCUCCUCGGUCGACCUUGUUUACUUUAGUUGCAAAAUAGUUAGCUGUCAAUCGGGGUAUUUAUUGGAGCGUACGCGAAAGAGAGUGUUGUCUUCAGCUGGACGGAAUGUUUUUUUUUUUGAUCUGCCUGGACUUUAUUAGGUUCUGACUCAUUUUGACAGGAGAUGACUUAAACGACAGGGUGCAUCUUUUUCCAAACAACAGAAUAACGAAAUGGAUCAGCGUGGACCGAAUUGCAACGGUAAUCAAGACGGCCGCCUGUCAUUUGCGGAGUCUGGAGUAUGCGGCGAUGGGGGUAACGUGACCACUUCCCUGCACUCAACCGCCAUAGCCCCACAUGGACUGGGUGGAACCAAAGACCAGGUGGAGCUAGGGAGCUUUUUUGACUCCCACCAGCAGGUCCUGUGUGAAGGCUCCGACAUGAAGCUGGGUAAAAUGAUCCGGCUAGAGAAACCGCAGCGCCAGGAUCUCAGUGUGUUCAACAUUGGGGAUGACUUGGCGCUGCUGAAUCAGAAUAUUUCUGAACUGGACAACGAGUCCACCUCUGUCAUCAACACGUCUGUCCUGGACAACCUCCCCCUGCCAGAUCUUUUCCCCCAGCAGAUCAAACAGGAAGAGGACUUCUCAUUGGAUAAAGAAUUGGGAACCUAUGGUGGACAGGCAGGUGCUGCUUCCUGUGAUUUCACAGGGAGUCGCCUGAUUGAAGAGAGUGAGCUUUGGAAAGACCUGGGCCUUUCCGGAUCCCUGCCAGAGAUCAGCGAGUUCGAGUUGGGUUCAGAAGUGGCUCAUUUGGUUAACAUCGAUAGCAGCAUUGGAGGCGCACCCGUUGGAGGCUUGCCAAAAGCAACAAAACCGCCCGUGAAUAAUGGCGGGAGUUGUGAAGACUCUAAUGGCGCAAGCCAGCAGCACCAUGCCGUCCUCCACCAUCCUCACCAGCAGCAGCACCUUCUGCAACACCAGCUUCACCAUCAACCAUCACUUCUCUCCAGCGUUGUCAUCAAGAAGGACCCAGACAAAUCUUUCGUCCACAUCCACGCUCCCGGUGGGGUCAAGCAGGAGAAGCAGGAAAGGCUUGCGUUCUGCCAGUCACAGUGUCUCCAAGGCAGCAUGGGCUCAGUCCACGUAGAGGCCCCGUUGUCCUCGUCUGUGGGCACAGAUGCGAUUCCUGACUAUCGCUACAGAACCAACCCGAACCCCAACAUGAUAGACCGGAAGCCUUUUGCCAUGUAUGCAAACCCACCCCCGGUCGGGGACAACUGGAUGCGAGGGGAUGGUUAUGGGGAGGCCCCAGUGGUUCCAAGGGCCAAUGAUGGACUCCCCACCACUACUGCUUUGACCUCGUACCCUCUCAGCUUCGCAGGCUCAUCACCUAGAGCGGCAGCAAUGUCCAACAAUUCUGCAGUGGUGCAGGGCCAGUCCAAACCCAAUGGGCAGGCCCACAAGGUGUGUUUGGUGUGCUCGGACGAAGCCUCCGGAUGCCACUACGGGGUGGUAACCUGUGGCAGCUGCAAGGUGUUCUUCAAGAGGGCCGUGGAAGGAUGGAGAGCACGACAAAAGACAGAUGGUCAGCACAACUACCUUUGUGCAGGGAGGAACGACUGCAUCAUCGAUAAGAUCCGCAGGAAGAACUGUCCGGCCUGCCGCUUCCGCAAAUGCCUUCAAGCUGGAAUGAAUUUAGACGCAAGGAAAAACAAGAAGUUGAUGAAGACGAUAAAACCCAAGGGCCCGCCUUUACUGCCGGAACCUGUCCCCGCCAUGCCCGUGGCGGUCAUCCCCACCUGCAUGCCCCAACUGACACCCUCCAUGCUCUCGGUGCUCAAGGCGAUCGAGCCCGAGAUAAUCUACUCGGGCUACGAUGGCACCCUGCCUGACACCUCGUCACGCCUCAUGUCCACGCUGAACAAGCUCGGCGGACAGCAGGUCAUCUCUGCGGUCAAGUGGGCAAAGUCGCUGCCAGGCUUCCGUAACCUGCACUUAGACGACCAGAUGACGUUGCUGCAGUGCUCCUGGCUCUUCCUCAUGUCCUUCAGUCUGGGCUGGAGGUCCUAUGAGCAGUGCAACGGGAGAGUACUCUGCUUCGCACCCGACCUCGUUAUCAACCAAGAGCGCAUGAAGCUGCCUUUCAUGACAGAGCAGUGCGAGCAGAUGCUGAAGAUCUGCAACGAGUUUGUGCGUCUGGAGGUGUCCUACGACGAGUAUCUGUGCAUGAAGGUGCUGCUGCUGCUCAGCACAGUUCCUAAAGACGGCCUGAAGAGUCAGGCGGUGUUUGACGAGAUCAGGAUGACGUACAUCAAGGAAUUAGGAAAAGCCAUCGUAAAGCGAGAGGAGAACACCAGUCAGAACUGGCAACGCUUCUACCAGCUAACUAAGCUACUGGACUCCAUGCAAGAGAUCGUGGAGGGCCUGCUCCAGAUUUGCUUCUACACGUUUGUGAAUAAAACCCUGAGUGUGGAAUUCCCAGAGAUGCUGGUGGAGAUCAUCACCAACCAGAUACCAAAAGUCAAAGACGGGAGCGUCAAGCAGCUGCUUUUUCAUCAGAAGUGACCACCUUAAAUUCUAUAGCCAUGCCUUAAAAAAAACACACACACACAAAAAACACACACACACAAAAAAAUCCUGCCUGUCUUUUGCUAAAGUGUGUGUGUGGGCUUCUUCACACGUUAUUAUUAAUUAUUAUUAUUGGCAUUGGAUGAACCUCAGAGCGUCAGAAGCCCCGCCUCCUCAUCUAAUCUCAGGUUUGCGAGGACUUGUCAUUUUUGGCCUUCAGAGAACAUAUUUUGCCACCACCCCCUCCUCCUUCCAUCCUCCUGAGACUGAAUGCUGUUUGUCAUCACGUCACGCUUUCACCUUGAGACGUCUUUGUCGCCCACCCACUCCACGCCGACUGUUUGUCCCCUCGUGCCGACCGACCCUUGGAAUGUAUUCAUUUCCACGUGAGUUUUUACACACCUAUACCCUAAAUGACAAAGUACACCAAAAAAAAGCCAACAUUGUCGUCUGAUGGUAUGCACACUGUCCUUUUAGCAACAGCAUGUAUGUGAGAAGGGGAACGAGUGCCUUUCAGCUUGCUAAGCUCCUCAGACAUGAGUACACAAUAUGAGUACAC
Messenger RNA from Dunckerocampus dactyliophorus (ringed pipefish), 3372 nucleotides. RefSeq names its product glucocorticoid receptor-like. Gene Ontology annotation, molecular function: DNA-binding transcription factor activity; zinc ion binding; sequence-specific DNA binding. Gene Ontology annotation, biological process: regulation of DNA-templated transcription. The transcript is spliced from 10 exons. The record is from RefSeq and is a predicted model, not a curated record. Lineage: Eukaryota; Metazoa; Chordata; Actinopteri; Syngnathiformes; Syngnathidae. Bases 480 to 2810 code for a protein of 776 amino acids.